Molecule: messenger RNA, 1330 nt
Organism: Coniophora puteana RWD-64-598 SS2
Lineage: Eukaryota; Fungi; Basidiomycota; Agaricomycetes; Boletales; Coniophoraceae
Exons: 1
Coding region: 1-861 (286 amino acids)
Source: RefSeq, a predicted model, not a curated record
AUGUACCCCUCCUCAUCUCCUGCCGCCAUCCCCCGCCCCAUUCUCAAACGGCACCAAACGUCGCGCGACUACCCUUCCUCCCACUGCUCUCCGGACAGGUUUCACGGAGUACACUUCCCCCCAUCCCCCGUUCUCGCAAAGACCCACCUCGUCCAUUCACCAUCAACAUAUGACAGAUCACCCAUUGUUGUCGGGGAGAACGACUGCGCCCUCCCCGAACGCGGCUGUCCAGGUCGUACUUAUAACCUAGACGACUCUUCUUCCAGCGGGUCCUCUGCCGAGUCUGCUCGCCGCCUGUUGCACCGCUCCAGCGACCAUUGUCAUCCGAGGGCAGCCCUUGUCUCACAAACAUCCCAAAAUCAACAUCAUCGUCGUACCUCCUCUCCCAUGGCUAGGACGUAUACCGGCACCGAGUUGGACUACCGCUCACACCAAAAUCAUUCCAUCCCGCAUACCAUGCCCUCGCUCAUCCCCGAUGUCUCCUCAGAGUCGGACGAGAGUGAUGGCUUCACGAGCCCCCCUCCCGACUCAUUGAACGUGACUCUGGCGUCCGGCCCGUCAAUACCGCGGCCUCGGGUUGCCCGUGCGAGCAACACGGGCUUCCCUAACAUGACGCCGUGCGAUGACGGGUCAAAUCUGUAUGCGUCCUCUAAUCCUUCCUUCCUGCCCCAUCCUCCUUCCUCUGACGACAAACCCAAACGCCGGAAACACCGGGAUCAGGAUGGCAAGCCGUCUUCAAGACGGAGUGGGGCUGCCAGGGUGGCUGGCGACGAUGCCAGCUAUACGUCGUUCUCGCUGUGCAAGGGAUUAUCAAAUUGCUCCCUUGAUUCAUCGCCUGGCGACUGCCUGGACGGAUUUUGAUUGGAGUGCCUUGCCUCUCUCUCCAUGGGAAUGGGGGAGCUCUUGUGCAUUGUGUUGUGUUGAUGUACGAUUAUUCUUCGGGUCAAGUAGCGAGGGUCUUUUCUGACAGGUUAAAUCAUGCCUUGACGACAGCCAGCUGUUGAGCUGUUCUAAUGUUGAUUACUUUCCUCUCUGCCUGUUAUGACGUUAUCGGUUCUCAUGCAUAUACCAUCCAUCCAGUCGCUCUCGCAUUGCUUUAUUCGAACACUGAUGACGAUAAUGAUCCGCGUUUCGAUUUCACCCGUGCUUCGCUGUCGACUCAAGGACACUAGCAGCUCGCCUACCGUUAUGAUAAUACAUCUAUGUAAUCUUGGGGAAAGCAAGCCUAAUAGCACCUGCAUCUACCACCUGCUCCCGUUCCUUCUGCUCCGCCAACUCCAUGGAUGUGCGCUAUUGAUAUAUUGUGACAUAUUCAGCUGGCCCAUCCGAG